AUGUCAUCUCUUGAAACACCCGCAGCCGCCGCCCCCAAGCGUGCCCGUGGACAUUCGGCCAUGGUCAGUUAUUCAGCCCUCUCGGCGUGGUGAUUCUGGCUGUCGUUGCCCCCGUCAUCGGUGUGGGCGUGGACGGAGCGGAGUCGGCGGCCAGUCGAUUGUGCUCGAUGAAGGACUCUGUGCUCUCUUACCGGGUGCUAGAGUGUGUCACGGUAUGCCAAGGCUUGCUGUGGUAUUCCACGGAUGCCGAGGCUGCUGGAUUUCUUUUGUGAUUCAGGCAAGGAGAAGAGCUCAUCGACCGAGAGCUUCGAAAGGCCCAACUCAACACCGCCUCGGAUCCCACUUGGGUGCGGGGGCGCGAUCACAUUUCGGUGCAAUCCUCUUCGCAGCGGGCAUCCCCGCGUCGAGUGCAGCCCAUCAAAUGGAACCAGUGAAUCUAGCAUUCAAGCCGAUUUGGAUGUAUGCCGAUCGUCUUGAUGGGCAUGCAGCCUACCCAGUCUUUGCCCAGAUCCGAGGGGGAUGAGGGUGCCACGUUCCCGUCCUAGGCAGAGCCCCGCUAGUCUGCUAUGAGUUGCGGUUCGCUUUCACGGGAUGCAUGAAAUUGUCCCGAUCAUGCAGAGCGUGUUGGCUGAGCCCGCUCCAGCUCUUCGGCUGGUGCCGGCCCCUCCGACUCACCUUCGUCCGGUCGGCAUUUCGUCGAAGCCCCUGAUUCAUCCUUCGGCUAUCGCCAUCCGCAUCUCCAUGCAACCCAUUUGGAUAUUCCCAACUGACCAUACUCUUUCUCCUGCCCUGACACAGGACUUCAAAUCCGCCGCGACCGGUGUCUCGGCCAAGGCCAUGCGCAAUGAGCUCAACUCGAUGAUCCAAAAGAUUGACGAUCCCGAGUACAAGAAGGUACGACAUCAGACAGGGCUAAUUUGAUUUGGUGUGGUACUUAUUGUUGAACCUGUGUUGGAUAUCUUAUCUCGCCGGCAGGCUUUCGAAGCCGAGAUGCAAAGCUUCUUCAUCCUCUUCAACCGCUACUUGGCCGAGCGCGCCAAGGGCCAAAAGAUGUCAGUCUCAAUCGUGACCCCAGAGCCCACUCGAUCCAAAGCAUUUUGGGAUACGUUUUGACUCCGCUCUUUCUCAUGUCAUCAGCGACUGGGACAAGAUCCAGCCCCCUUCGCCCGAGCAGGUCGUUCCCUACGCCGACCUUAAGGAGUCGUCGAGCCCCAUGCUCUUGGACAAACUCGCCGUGCUCAAGCUCAACGGUGGUCUUGGUACGACCAUGGGUUGCGUCGGGCCCAAAUCCGUCAUCGAAGUCCGAGAAGGCAUGACCUUCUUGGAUCUUUCCGUCAGGCAGAUCGAGGUGCGUAAACUCGCCACGAUUGUGGCCCCAUGGAUCCCAUUCUUGUGUGAUCCAUGCUAAAUGAGGACGCCCACACACUUCACAGCACCUCAACUCGUUACACAAGGUCAAUGUCCCAUUCAUUCUCAUGAAUUCGUUCAACACCGACGAGGACACGGCGCGCAUCAUUCAAAAGUACGCCAACCACAACAUCGAGCUCAUGACCUUCAACCAGUCGCGAUACCCCCGCGUCAACAAGGAGUCGCUGCUCCCAACGCCCCGCUCCGCGCUCGAGGACAAGGGCUCAUGGUACCCCCCAGGCCACGGUGACUUGUUCGACGCCAUCACAAACUCGGGUCUGGUCGACAAGCUGCUCGCGAGCGGCAAGGAGUACCUCUUUGUCUCCAACGUCGACAAUUUGGGUGCCGUCGUUGACAUGAAAAUUCUUGAGCACAUGCACGCGAACCAGAACGAGGUUAGUCGUCCACCGCAGAAGCCGAAUAAUCCUACGGUGAAGCUAGAAGCUGACUCUGAAGCCCUAAUUCGUUCAUCCACAGUUCAUCAUGGAAGUCACAGACAAGACAAAGGCUGAUGUCAAAGGCGGAACGCUCAUCAACUACGAGGGCAACGUGCGACUGCUCGAAAUCGCGCAGGUCCCGUCCGACCACGUCGAGGACUUCAAGUCGGUGCGCAAGUUCAAGAUCUUCAACACGAACAACUUGUGGGUCAACCUGAAGGCGAUCAAGCGCGUCAUGGACGGCGAGGGAAUGGAUCUCGAGAUUAUUGUCAACAACAAGGUCGCGGCCAACGGAGAGGCCGUGAUCCAGCUCGAGACGGCCGUCGGUGCCGCCGUCAAGCACUUUGACCGAGCGAUCGGCAUCAAUGUCCCGCGUGCUCGCUUCUUGCCCGUCAAGUCGUGCUCGGACUUGUUGCUCAUCAAGUCGGAUCUGUACGACCUCGAGCACGGCACGUUGACGCUUUCGCCGUUGCGCAUGUUCUCCACCACACCCGUGGUCAAGCUCGGCGAUCACUUCAAGAAGGUCGAUGCGUUCCUGAAGCGCUUCCCGCAGAUCCCCAACAUCCUCGAAUUGGACCACUUGACUGUCGCCGGAGAUGUUGUCUUUGGUCGCAACACGCAGCUCCGAGGAACGGUUAUCAUCGUCGCCAACGAAGGUCAAAAGAUACACUUGCCCGACGGGACCAUCUUGGAGAACAAGCUCGUCUCCGGUAAUUUGCUUUUGACCGAGCAUUAA
Messenger RNA from Microbotryum saponariae, 2580 nucleotides. The record is from the annotation of a GenBank genome assembly. Lineage: Eukaryota; Fungi; Basidiomycota; Microbotryomycetes; Microbotryales; Microbotryaceae.